AUGGGUAGUGACGGAAAAGGGUCUGGAGAUGAAAGUCAUGUGGUAACAGAGGCGACUAUGGAAAAAACUGUGAACAGUGCUACUGUGCUUCGUUAUCCCUUUCAAAUUAUGGAACUUGGGUGGUUGAUAGAGUACAUUGAUACAUGCUUGUCGAGGGAGGAGCGCUGGGCGGCUGCAAUGCGCAUUAUUAACUGUUUAAUGGCUUUCGCAUUGAUAAAUGAAGAUCCCUUUUUAGAGCAAGCCGCUUUUCAAUUCUACGAUACCAUGAUUGAAAAGGGUGGUAAAAAGAUUUGGCCGAAACGUACUCGUGAUGUAAGUCUCACUUUUGAAGCUGCUUAUUCUGCCUUUGAGACAGCUUGUGUUAUAGGCAAAUGUCCUCAUCUUGAUUCAAGAAAAAGAGUAGGUCUCCUUAAGGUACGUGAGGAAGUUAUUAAAAAAAUUGAAAAAUCAUUGGAGAAUACUUCAAUUACUGCUGGUAAUACAAAAAUAAAUGAAGUUUUAAAUAUUUCUAUUUCUCGGAUGCAAGCACUUAGACAAUCACCUGAUUCAUCUCUAGCAUUUGAUGCUUUAAUGGAAUCUUUGAAGUCGCUUUUUUUCUGUUUUAUCCCUUGUUUGGGUCUUUACAGUAUGAUACAUGGAUCUGGUACUAAAAAUAAUAUCUACGUAUGUAAUGAAUGUUGCCCUUGUUUCGCUAAACUCCGAACAACAUAUACCCUCUUUAUAAGAGAUGUUGAAAAAACGAAAAUUAUUGAUUGUUUACUUAUGAUGGCAGUAAAAGAAGAUGAUGAUUUAGUGGCCAAGUUAGUAGAAGAAUUAUUUACUCGAUUUGAUUGCCGAAUUCCACUUCUUGAAAAACCUAUUAGAAGAAUUCAGAAUGGUGCUUUAUUUAUAGUAAGAAUGGCAUUAUUUGAUGCUUUUCGAUAUGUUAAAAUUCUUUUAACAAGUCUUCGAGCAUCUCCUGUAACUCUUAUUCCUCUUAUGGAUAACGUUAUUCUUACGUUGUCUAUCACUCGAAAAGAAAUGAAGGGUAUUAAAGGAUUAAGCGAUCAUCUUGCCUUAGUAGACCGAGCCUCAGCAACUGCUGACAGUAUUUAUUCAAAAUUGGGAACUGAAAAGUCAGCUCAAGAGCUUAAUACAUUAAAAGAAGAUAUAAAUCGUAUUUUUUCUCUUUUGUGUGCCCCUGAGUUCCAUUUAGCAUCACAUAGCAGGGACCCGUUGGUUGGUAAAGGAGCUAAUUUGAUGUGCGGUAAUCCUGGCUGUCCAGGAAAGGUUAAGGAAAUGUUGAAAUGCAGUGGAUGCCGUGUAACAUUUUACUGCAACGUGGAGUGUCAACGAGAGGAUUGGAAAACCCACCGCCUCCUGUGCAAUGAAAUGCGUUCCCGAAAAAUUGCGCCAACGCCUGUCGAAGUGGUGGAAUGUCCGGUACAAACACUUAAAGCUGCCGCUCUAGCUUAA
Messenger RNA from Trypanosoma theileri, 1455 nucleotides. RefSeq lists its product as uncharacterized. NCBI's taxonomy places the organism in Eukaryota, Euglenozoa, Kinetoplastea, Trypanosomatida, Trypanosomatidae. The record is from RefSeq and is a predicted model, not a curated record. The transcript has a single exon. The coding region runs from base 1 to 1455 and encodes 484 amino acids.